AUCUGGACCCGCGAAAUGGUUAGUGCUUGCUGUGGCGUACGUGUUCACACUCCCCAGUUCGCGCGCACAUCAUACAAAGUGCCAGAAUCUUCACGGAUCAGCUUUUAUCAAAUGAAUCGGUUUCUUCAGCUUCCCCUACUCUCUCCGCCCAACCUAAAGGCUCCAUUUGCACCGUUGCUUCAAGGCUUACUUCGUUCGCAUGGAUGUUUAUGUAGUCGUGCCGUUGAGACACCAAAGGAUCAAGUUGGAGUCUCAUCAAACAACUCACUUUCCAGAUUUAGAACAUAUUGCACCAGCAAAGAUCUGUUAAUCAAGAAGUGUGUACCAUGUAAUACAAAGGAAUUGCGACCCAUGACUGAUGGUGCAGCAGACUCUCUUAUGCCGCAGGUUGCUGGAUGGAAUUUGGUAAAGGAAGGUGGUGUAAUGAAGCUGAGGCAGUCGUGGAAAGUAAAAUCUUUCACCAAGGGGUUGGAAUUUUUCAAGAUAGUCGCUGAUCUUGCUGAAAAUGAAGGUCAUCAUCCUGAUCUUCACCUUGUUGGUUGGAACAAUGUUACUAUUGAGAUUUGGACUCAUGCAAUUGGUGGACUGACAGAGAAUGACUUCAUACUUGCUGCCAAGAUCAACAAGCUUCCUUUGGAUCACCUACUAAGGCGGAAAGCUGCAGAAUGAGAAAGGGGCGUCUAAUGUUGGUGUUACCGAAAAUCGGCACGAUGAUGUACCUUCCUUGCUUUAUUUGUUAGUGAAUUUCUAAAACAUCUUUUGGUAUAAUAGCUGUACUGAAGGCAAAUUUAUAAGGAAGAAUGAUAGAGGGGUUCUAAAAAGAUCAAUUAAUUAAAGUUAGAUUUUGAGUGUUAAA
Messenger RNA from Prosopis cineraria, 856 nucleotides. Its product is annotated as pterin-4-alpha-carbinolamine dehydratase 2, mitochondrial. Gene Ontology annotation, cellular component: mitochondrion. The transcript is spliced from 6 exons. Gene Ontology annotation, biological process: tetrahydrobiopterin biosynthetic process. Lineage: Eukaryota; Viridiplantae; Streptophyta; Magnoliopsida; Fabales; Fabaceae. Bases 16 to 669 code for a protein of 217 amino acids. Gene Ontology annotation, molecular function: 4-alpha-hydroxytetrahydrobiopterin dehydratase activity. The record is from RefSeq and is a predicted model, not a curated record.